Messenger RNA from Paraglomus brasilianum, 390 nucleotides. NCBI's taxonomy places the organism in Eukaryota, Fungi, Glomeromycota, Glomeromycetes, Paraglomerales, Paraglomeraceae. The record is from the annotation of a GenBank genome assembly.
AUGAUCCAUAGAGAUGUUAACAAAAUUACUGAUGAGAUGUUUGGAAGUGUGGCUGAAUACUUGAGGGCUGAGAUGUUAGGAGAUCUAACAAUAAAUGCUGCUUAUGUUAUAUCGAUUAGAAAUGUCAGGAAUGGCACAGACAUUGAUGGUGGAAAUGUCAAAACUGCAACAAAUAUGCAAGUGUCAAAAGAUUUUGUCUAUCGCUAUUUUUAUCCCGUCUUCAAUAGGUCUAACAUUCUUCUAACCGAACUACAAGACGUAGAUUUUGAUCCUUAUAUCCAACAGAUAGACGAGAUAUGCGAGCAGGUGAAGUAUUUGGAGAAAGUGACUGCUGAGUUGGAUGAAUAUUCUAAACAUCUGGAGUUGCGGUUGAAGAAGAUAUCAAAGUGA